Acanthamoeba castellanii str. Neff is the source of this 1305-nucleotide messenger RNA. RefSeq names its product XPG Iregion domain containing protein. Bases 1 to 1305 code for a protein of 434 amino acids. NCBI's taxonomy places the organism in Eukaryota, Discosea, Longamoebia, Acanthamoebidae. The transcript has 5 exons. Gene Ontology annotation, cellular component: nucleus. The record is from RefSeq and is a predicted model, not a curated record. Gene Ontology annotation, molecular function: 5'-3' exonuclease activity; 5'-flap endonuclease activity; DNA binding.
AUGGCCCUCUACGCGUUCUUGAUUUCCAUCCGCCCGGACACCGGCAUAUGGCUUACCGAUGAGGCCGGCGAAACCACGAGCCACUUGAUGGGCAUCUGGUCACGCACGCUGCGCUUGAUCGCCUACGGAAUCAAGCCGGUGUACGUUUUCGAUGGUCGCCCGCCGGUGAUGAAGGGCACCGAGCUCAAGAAGCGGUCUGCCAAGAAGAAGGAGGCCGAGCAGGGCCUGGAGGAGGCCACCGAGCUCGGCGACACCGAGACCAUGCGCAAGCUGGAGAAGCGUACCGUGCACGUCACGCCCAAGCACAACGAAGAGUGCAAGAAGCUGCUCCGCCUCAUGGGCAUCCCCGUGGUCGAGGCGCCCACCGAAGCCGAGGCCCAGUGCGCCGAGCUGUGCCGCGCGGGCAAAGUCUUUGCCACCGGGUCCGAGGACAUGGACUCGCUCACCUUUGCCACGCCCAUUCUCCUCCGCCACCUCAACUACGCCGAGGCCCAGAAGAAGCCCAUCAUCGAGAUCGAUCUCGAGAAGGUGCUCAAGGGGUUUGGCAUGACGAUGGAGCAGUUCAUCGAUUUGUGUAUCCUGGCCGGCUGCGACUACUGUGACACAAUCCGAGGUAUUGGCCCGAAGCGAGCGCUGGAGAUGAUCCGGAAGUACGGCUCCAUCGAGGGCACUCUCAAGAACCUCGACAAGGCCAAGUAUCCGCUCCCCGAGCCAUUCCCCUACGAGGCCGUCCGCGAGCUCUUCAAGCACCCCGACGUCACGCCUGGGGACCAGGUGGAGCUCAAGUGGGGCGAGCCGGACGAGGAGGGCCUGCUGCAGUAUCUGGUCAAGGAGAAGCAGUUCAACGAGGAGCGCGUGCGCAAGGGCAUUGAGAAGCUGAAGAAGGCGCGCGGCUCCGCCGUGCAGGGCCGGCUCGACGGCUUCGUCGCCAACAUGGGCAAGGCCACCUCGUCGCCGCAGAAGAAGAAGGAGGACCCCAAGGGCAAGGGCGUCGCCGGCCGUGGCCGGGGUCGAGGCAAGCCCGCCGCCGCGGCCCGCGGCAAACCUGCGGCCAGGGGCAGAGGCGCAUCGUCAUCGUCUUCUUCGAGAUCCACGUCGACAUCAACAUCGAAGUCAACUUCGGCUUCUUCGGCCAAGAGGAUCAAGACCGAGGAGAAGGCGGAGGAGAAGGGGAAGAUGAAGCAGGAGGAGACCGAGGAGGAAGCGCGGUACGAGGACGCCGGCGAGAAGGAGGCUGCCGCAGGCACCGAAGAAGGAGCCGACGAUACCGACGCCAAGGUGGAGCUCGGCAAGAGGAAGAGAUGA